UAUGACCAGGAAAAGAUCAAUAAGUGGAAAUCUGAACUAGACAACCUCCUCGUCUUUGCCGGUCUGUUCUUGGGGACAGUCACGUCAUUUACUCUUGAGUCGUACCAAUGGCUAUCACCAGAUUUGGAAGACAUCACAAACCAGCUGCUCCUUCAAAUAUCAGCACAGCUUGCAUCAUUCGCUAUAUCUCCUGGAUUCACCAACUCAACUGCCCCAGUCGUGGCCCUGAGGAAGCCAUUUGUACAAGAUCCCACAGAUGUGCUAAUCAACAUGCUUUGGAUCCUCAGCCUCACCUUCAGUCUCAUUGCUGUCUUCUUCGCUAUUGCUGCACAACAGUGGCUACGU
This is a messenger RNA of Phanerochaete carnosa HHB-10118-sp, 345 nucleotides long. RefSeq lists its product as uncharacterized. The record is from RefSeq and is a predicted model, not a curated record. The transcript has 2 exons. NCBI's taxonomy places the organism in Eukaryota, Fungi, Basidiomycota, Agaricomycetes, Polyporales, Phanerochaetaceae. The annotation marks the transcript as partial.